This is a messenger RNA of Verticillium alfalfae VaMs.102, 5754 nucleotides long. RefSeq lists its product as hypothetical. Lineage: Eukaryota; Fungi; Ascomycota; Sordariomycetes; Glomerellales; Plectosphaerellaceae. The record is from RefSeq and is a predicted model, not a curated record. The transcript is spliced from 2 exons. The coding region runs from base 1 to 5754 and encodes 1917 amino acids.
AUGCCGCUCAUGGACCGUGACCCCUCGUGGGAGGGAGAAGGCCAUCUCAGGCAUCAGCACUCGGCAUCUUCUGAUCAUGGUCGAGCACUCAUUCCCAUAAUGACUUGGUCCAAGCUAAUCCGCCAAAGGUGGGAUAGCUCUGAUCCCGAACGCGCGCCUCCGCCGCUUCCACUCAAUCCUCAGUCGCCCAGCAUCUCGCCACGAAAGGGUACAUCGAGCGCAAUACAGUCUGCUCACGCUACACUCGCCGAAAGGGCCCGCGAGAGCAGCGGCAUGCCCAGCCCUUUGACAAAGCGCACAAACGAUAGCUCCCCAGACAAGUCUCUUGUCAGAGGUCCUCAACACCGACGAAUGCAGUCGCUUCACACCGGCACCGUCCGCGACAUCAGCCUCUUGCUCGAAAACGGGCCCCAGCCUGGGCCUUCCUCUCCCACGAAACCUGCCGAGAAGAACUUGCGGCCCUCAACCCCUUCCAGGGCACCACAUAGCUUCUCCGAGUCGGUUCUGUCGGACAAGGAGAACCACGCCAUCCUCACCUCUCCAACGCCGGGACCGAGCCUGACGCCGAUCGUCCGUCCGACGGCCCGUAGAACGCACCAAAGCAUACUCGGAGACAACACGCCGCCACAGUCCGCAACCAUGCUGGCCCUUCAACACGUGCCCUCUCCGGCCCCGGCCCCGAAGGAGGCCGAAUUACCUCUCCAGAAUGCCAAUCCUGCACCCACAUCGACGGCCCUCGUGCGUGCUCCGCUGAACUUCGACGGGCUUUCCAAUCAGAUCCUGAGCCUUACAAACAUAGCGACUGCGCUCCAGAGAGACAUGGCGCAACUGAGCCGCCGCAGCCGGGACAAUGCGACCGAUCUCUCCAGUCUCAAAGAAGCCACGACGGCCCGGGACGAAGAUAUCCGUAAAAGCAUCCGCGAAAUGAUCACCAAUCUCAACGAAGUGAAUUCCCGACCACUCUCGCGGGAUCCUUACGGUUCAGGCUUGUAUCUCGACAACAAACCACACUACGGCUCGGUAUCGAAGUCUACCAGGCCCUUCUCCCUCCCCAGGAUCCCGUCCCCCACCAGCUUCUCAGCCUCCCUAGACCGCGAUUCCGUCAGCACACCAUCGCUGUGCUCUCAGGAUGCAUCCGGCUCAGUCGCCAUCCUUGAAAGGGUCAUGCGGGACAUGGGCACCAAAGAAGGGCAGGACUUGCUAUUGAAUCGUCUGUCCGAGGUUGCUGACAGGCUGGCUGGUGUGGCCCCAGCAGCAAAGGUUGAAGAACUACUCAACCUCGCCAAGAAGAGUUCACAACACGCCAUUGUACGCGGACAGAACAAUAGCUCUCCAAACCGCAAUCCAAACCACGCCGACAAGAGAUCUGCCAAUCUGGAGGUCGGAUUCGAUGAUAACUCGCCCGGCCCGGUAGCGCAUAGAAUGGCAGCUCUUGUCCGCGAUGACAACCGGCAUAACUCCUCUGCCCUGGCCGUCAAAGCCAGUGAACCCUUGAGUGACGACUUUGUCAAAGUCAUCCGCGGUGUCAAGGACAGUAUUGCUCAAAGCGGCGGUCUCACGGCCGAGGUCAAGGCUCUCGUCCGUGAGCUUCGAGGUGAAGUCCUUGGCAUGGGCCGCGAAAUCGGCCGCAGACUCGAUGAGGUCAAGGACACGGGCAAUGUCGGCGAUGAAGCUGCCAGCAAGGAAGAGAUUGCUAAGAUCGUCGACGAAGGUCUCGAUCAGAUGAAGGAACAGAUGAGUGAGCUGGUCCGGGAACACCGACGAUCGUCCACCGCAUCAGCGGCGUCUCGUGCCACUGCGAUCGACUACCAAGAAAUCUAUAACGCCAUGCGAGCUGCUCUCCGCGACGCGAAGGCCGCCGGGCCGCAAACUCCAGACCUCAGCCGAGAAGACGUUGUUGAGGCUGUCAGGCUAGCUUGGGAAGAUUACAAGCCGCAGGUUGAAGCCGAGGAACUGUCAUUCGGUAGGGAAGAUGUCCUUGAAUACCUCAAAGAAGGACUUCAGGACUACGUGGCGCAAGACGGCAGGGUUCCUGGCGCCACUAGAGAUGAGGUCUUCCAGGCCGUGGUUGAAGGUCUGAAGCAUUUCGUGCCACCAAGAAUGGAUUCCGCAACGGCACUAUCACGCGAUGAGAUUCUUGACGCCGUACGAGAAUGCUUGGAGGAAUUCGAAUUCCCUGUCGCACCAUCAGCCAUGAACGCAGAGCUCUCUCGUGACGACAUGGUUCGCGCAGUCCAGGAGGGUUUGCGAGGGUUCGAUUUUCCUCAACCCACCUCGCUCCUUGCACCACCACGCGACGACAACGACAUCAGUUCGCGCCUUCAACAAUUGAUGGACUAUCUACGCCAGGAGUUUAAAGCAGUCUCUGAAGAAGCCAAACAGAAUGUUGCCGCCAAUGGGCGGGACACAGAGCAGGUGCUCGACGCGACCAAGGACGGCCUUGAGAGGCUCCGCAGCGACAUGGAAGAAUUGAUGAGCCAUAUCAAUCUCGAGCGUGGCACGAGCGUGGAACAAGAAGAGCUCAUGGAAACUCUGGCUGAGGCAUUGGACGGUCUACGAGACGAAAUGGCUUCCCUGGUCCAGAAGGCCACAGAGGACUCCAGGCUCAUGAUGGAGUCCCACAUGGACUCACUACGCGACACAGUUCACUCAUCCAUGGUACCAGUCAGUCCUCAGAAUAACAAUGCAGAUGUCCUCGAAGCAGUCAAAAUCGGCCUCGACAGCGUGCGAGCCGAGAUGCAUCGCCCUUUCGCUGGCCAUGCCGAGAUCCUGGAUGCCCUCCACGAAGGCUUGGCAGACCUACGCUCCAGCAUUGAUAAGGUCGGCGACCGACCGGUGGAUCUCACGGCCAACGAUGAGAUUCUAGAUGCUCUGAAAGCAGGCCUGGAUGGUGUCCGGUCAGAAAUCGACGCGCUGCGUCAGCAUGCGCAAGAGGAUAAGGCUGUCACCACCAUGAACGACAACGCCGUCGUGCCUGCCGCUCCCGCUGACGCGCUGCGACAUGAUGAUAUCAAAAACCUCGAGGUCCUUAUCACGCAGCUUCGCAUCAAGGUGGAGGCCAUGAAUGUGGAAACUUUCGAGAAACCGCCACGGGAGACGAGCGCAGGGGAGGACUUCUCUCGCCUCGAAGACAUGCUUCGUGGUGUUCAGGAGUCAGUCUCGGGGAUUGCUCAGGAAAGAGAAGCGCCCGUCAAACCUACGAGCACCGACAACGCAUCCAGGGAGGACGUGGAAGCGAUCGAGACAAUCCUGCGCAAUACAAAGGCCAAACUCGACGAUCUCAUGGACGGCGAGCAGGCUAUCCGCAAAGAACAUCUGGAUAGUGUUGAGGCUUUGGUGGCUGAUACCCGCGAGGCAGUCAGCAAUGCCGCAGCACAGAUCGAAGGACUGCCAAGCAAGGACGACAUGCUGACACUCGAGGCUUUGGUGGCACAAAUUGCCAACGGGCUCGAGGAGACGAAGGAACAGGCCAGCAAGGGGCUGGCCGACCCAGAGAGAGUGACCAAGAGUGACGUUGAUGCUGUCGGAGCUGCGUGUCUGGACAUCAAGACUGCUUUUGAGCAGACGAUCAAAACGGACAUGGCUGCCCUGGCUUCAGGCGAAGAUAUACAGACCAUCAGCACCACCCUCGAAGAUCUGAAAACCCGCGUUGAGUCAACUGGUGCCCUGCACACAGCAGCGCUUGAAGAGCGACAAGCCGAGAUCGUAGGGGUAGGCGAGCGAGUCUCCGAUGUCAAGACUCUACUGGAGGAGUUCCAAACCUUGGCCAAGGGCAAGCUGGAGGAUGGAGCCACUGGCAUCGAAGCCCUAGGGAAAUUGCUCGAGGGCGUCUCGGAAACGGUCGAGCUUAAUGCCGACGUUGGCCAGGAACUGAAAGAGCUCUCUGAUAUCAUAAAAGCCGAGUUUGAGGAAUCGAAGGCAGGCGUCGUUGGUGCCAAACUCGACACUGAUGAGAAGUUCAGCGAGAUCACCGAGAAGCUGGGCGCCAAGAUCGAGGAGAAGAUUGCCGAGCUCAUGCUCAAGUAUGACGAGUUCCAGACUUCAUCCGACGAGCGGGCUAAGGCAGAAGAGGCUCGUGACGCAGAAACCGACGCGGCAUUGCUGAGCACAAAGAACGUCGCCGAAGAGCUGAAGACCCUUAUCGACACCCUUGGUUCCGCUGUCACUGACUCUCUUGAAAAGAUGGAAGAGGCCUCGAGAACAGUCUUCAGCAAAGUGGAAGAGCUCGCCAACAAGACAGAAGAAAACAGCUCCAACGACAAGACCGAGCACCAACAGACUCGGGAUCAAAUCACACAGGCCAUCGCCUCUGUUGGUGCAUUGCAGGGGCAAGUUGGCGACUUCCAGCCCCAGAUUCUCCAGGCUGUCAAGGAUGUCCUGGACAUUGUCGACCAGCAUUAUGAACACUCUAAGUCAUCGGCAACCGACCUUCACAGCAGGCUCGAAGUCGCAAAAGCAGAGCCCGGGCCACCUCUUUUGCCUCCCAUCGAGAAGUACGACGACACAGUCGUGCACGAGAAGCUUGACCAGCUUGUGUCCAGCACGGAGAAAUACGAUGACACAGCUUUGCAACAGAAGCUCGACAAGCUCGUUGAGAGCACCGAGAAGUACGAUGAUGCUGUCAUGCAAGAGAAGCUGGACCGAUUGGUCAACCACACCGAGGAGGCGGACAAGGCUUUUUCUCAACUGCAGACGCUAGAGCAGGUUCAUCAACAAGUCAUGGCUACAGCUGCCGAAAUCUCAUCGUUCCUCGCAAACCAGGCGAAAGAAGUCGCCGAGGCCAACGAUGCCAAAGAAAAGUCCUUGCAAGAGACGACUCUUGCUCUGGAGCGGCAGCUCGUUCACAAGGACCAAGUUGACCAGAAUCUUGCGUCCCUUCGACAGGAGGAAGAUCUCCUGAAGGACUCGAUUAAAAGUCUUCGAAUGGAACAGGACGCAAUGAACAAGCAGAAGACGAGGUUGACAGCUGAUGUCUCGUCGCUCGAGAUGGCAUUGCGCAUCCGUCGCGAAGAGCUGCACGAGAUGGAGAACCGAGCCGAGGGAUUGGAGCGCAGGAUUCUCGAGGGCGUCAUGGACCACUCUCGCGUUCUUCUCAUGUCCAAGGCUGCGAAAGGUCAGGAGAUGAUGAACCGCAAGCGUGUCAAGGUGCCAAAGACAUCGUCACGUGCGUCGGCGGAAACGACCCAGCAGCCGCGCGCUUCUCCUGCUGUCAACCUUGCUCUCUCUGCGAAGCGCAACCUGGCGCCUCCGGGAGUGAACAGCCCAGGCCGCCGCAUUUUGUCUCUCAGCCAGAUUAACAACAACGUACAAAGUGGAGGUGUGGCUCGAAGCCAAAGCGUACGGACCCCAGCCGCGGUUGGCCGUUCCCUCCGCAAGAGCAGCUGGGGUGGUGGGUUCGACAAAGACCGCGGUGCCCAGAAUAAAGAAAACAUCUCGGUACGGGAGGUGGAUGAAGACUCUGAUCUGCCUUCCUUUGACACGCCGAGUGGCUUGCGGCGGUCCGUUGGUCAGUCUGCUGCUGGCGAUGAUGCCAGUGAGACAGACACUCUUCGGCGGACUAGUCAGGGCACAACCAUUUUCACCGAGAGUAUGACGGACAGCAUGGUCGGAGAGGACGACAACAGCACAAGACUGGAUGAUUCAGAUGAUGAUCUGCAAAGCCAAUGGACGGAGAGUGCUGUCGGGUCCGACCUUGGUGCGGGAGCUGCUGGAGGCAACGAAGUCAUGCUGUACGAGAACGGGCUCGGGGCAUGA